AAUGGCAAAUAAACGAAUGCCACAGGCCAGAAUAACAAAAAAACGAAAUUCUGUUCAAGUCUUUGAAUACAAAUGAAACAAAAUAAACCAAUCACAUAUGUAUUUGUGUGUGCGUAAGCAAGUGUGUGUGCAGAAUGAAAAGGAGUAGAAGAUCUGCAACAAAAUCUAGAUGAGAUUUAUGGUUAUAAAAGAAUAACAACAAAAACCAAUUGAGAAUGAAACCAGAAUGAAUGAACAAUAGGACGGACUACCAAGCUUCAUAAGCCUUGAGGGCGGUCGCACAGCACACAAAGCUCCGAAUAAAAGAGAAUCCAUGCAUACCAGCAAUAAACAGGUGAAGAAGAUUCUAAAUUUGUUUAAGUCAGCAUUUCUGUAUCGGCAAAGAGCUGCCUUUGAGAAAUAAUAAAAAUCAAAUCUGCUUUCCUUGCUAGUGGCAGGCAUUCUGAGCAGGCAGAUAUUUUAAGUAAGCAAAAGACUGUCAUAUCAGUAUUCAACAUAUCAAUUUGUAAUUUUACGCACAAUAAAAUAGAAAAGAAUAUGUUUACCUAUCGAACUAAAGAAAACAGAGAAGAAAUCAAUUCGUUAACCACCUCUACCACCCAUUCAAAAACCAUCGACUACUAUUUGCAUGGCUUUGUGAAAAAUAAGUCAUGUUUGGUUGUGGAAGUCAAUGGAUUGGUUUAAUGAAAUAACUAUUAACCACAAAGGAUAACAAAACACACCCACACAAGAGAAUUGCUAAAUUUAUAUAAAACUAGGAUAAACCAAUGCGAUUCAAUAAUUGCAGAUUCGAACACAUAACAACCAAUCAAGAUAUAUAUAGAAUAUCAAAUCAAGUGUUCCUCCCUGCAAUUUUAUUUCCCCCAGUAACAUUGAACGUAAAACCAUUUUAAACUUAACGAAAGAACAGCAACAGAAAUAGGGAACCAUAGACACAAUUGCAGCUGGGCUACUUACCCGAAAAACUCUCCGAACAACGUCAACAGCAGAAAUAACACUUUGCACAAGGAUUAUGCUGAGAAAAUGAAUCUCUCCUUUGAUACACGAGUUUUCGUACUUAUUUGUUGUUUGCUGCAAGGCUUGGCUGGAUUACGACUCAUUAAAGUUUCCAUACCCAGUUAUAAAAUGCGUGGUGAAUCAACAUUUAUGGAAUGCCAAUAUGAAUUGAAUAGAUCGAAAAGUCUCUAUGGUGGAUUACACAGAAAUCGGAAUCAUCACAGUCACGGCCAAUACCAGCAACAGCGUCAUCAAUAUCGGCAAUAUGGCGGUCAUACAGGGGGAGGCAGCAGUAUACAUUAUGAUGAUAACGAUGAUUUGCCACAAUACCGACGACCUCACACAUAUCCACAACAAACGUAUAAGCAACAGCGACAACAACAGCAGCAGCAACAACAACAACAGUAUCAGUAUCAACACAGGCAACCUUAUUUUCAAGCACAAAUCCAGACACAUAAAGCUCUUUGGCAGGAUAUGAACAACAUUAGAAGUAGAAGUAGUAAUGGCGCACCUUCUCACCAUCAGCAACAUCUCCAGUAUCCAUUCUUGCCACAGAAACAAAAACGCCAAUACAAUCCAGAAUAUCCAACACUACCGCCCUCGCCAUAUGGUCACAGUGUAUAUCGAGGGAGAUCUCAAAUGUCCUCCACCUCGUAUUCAUUGUCGUCGUCAUCAUCCUCCUCCUUGUCACAGUCUUCCCCCUCUAUAACCUCCUCGGGCAGCCACGCCAGCAAUUAUGGCGGUCGUGUUGGAGCCAGCACUUACACAGGUAGAUCAUCGUCAUCCUACCCCGGAACAGGGUCAGGUGUUUUCGGCAGCAGUAGUUAUGGACAUCACGAUGAUAACUUUGCCGAUAGUAAUGAACGCAAAGAACACAUUGACGACGAGAACUCCAACGAAGAGGAUGAGUUCGAUAACGAGGCAGACAGCGAUGCCGACGACGAGGAGGAGCACGACGAAGAGGAGGGCGAGGAUUUGUAUGCCAUUAAAUGGUACAAGGAUAAUGAAGAAUUCUAUCGUUUUGUGCCAAAAGCGAAUCCACCAAAAACGAGUUACAGAGUUGAUGGCGUACGAGUUAUUGAAGAACAUUCAGACAGCUCAAGGGUUCUCUUAAGGGGGCUUACAAUCAAUUCAACAGGACUGUAUCGUUGCGAAAUAUCAGCGGAGGCGCCAAGCUUUGCCUCUGUACAGGGUGAAGGACAAAUGGAUGUUGUGUACUUGCCACGUGAUGGACCGCACAUAAAGGGCCAGCAAUUCCAAUAUCAAAUUGGUGAAUUAUUAAUUUUAAAUUGCUCAUCGGGAAAAUCACAUCCAGCAUCACAAUUGCAAUGGUUCAUCAAUGAUCAGCCGCACUAA
Messenger RNA from Musca domestica (house fly), 2352 nucleotides. Its product is annotated as basic-leucine zipper transcription factor A-like. The transcript is spliced from 5 exons. The coding region runs from base 1024 to 2352 and encodes 442 amino acids. The record is from RefSeq and is a predicted model, not a curated record. NCBI's taxonomy places the organism in Eukaryota, Metazoa, Arthropoda, Insecta, Diptera, Muscidae.